Molecule: messenger RNA, 645 nt
Organism: Knipowitschia caucasica
Lineage: Eukaryota; Metazoa; Chordata; Actinopteri; Gobiiformes; Gobiidae
Source: the annotation of a GenBank genome assembly
AUGAGGGCGGCCCCUCAGUUCCCAUGUUUCUCACGCCCUGAGUUCAGAUUUUCCAGUGAACUGCGAAUCCUGAGGACGGAAAGCAUCCCGACGUUACAAAGUACACUUUGUACAAGAUGGCUGCAAUCAGGAAGAAGCUGUAAAGACCAGUUCCCCGAGGUCUACGUCCCCACAGUGUUUGAGAACUACAUCGCUGACAUUGAAGUGGACACGAAACAGGUGGAGCUGGCGCUGUGGGACACUGCGGGACAAGAGGACUAUGACAGACUGAGGCCCCUGUCCUACCCCGACACAGACGUCAUCCUCAUGUGCUUCUCCAUCGACAGUCCUGACAGCUUAGAGAACAUUCCUGAAAAGUGGACACCUGAAGUAAAACACUUUUGUCCCAACGUUCCCAUUAUCCUCGUUGGAAACAAAAAGGAUUUGAGGAAUGACGAUCACACACGACGAGAACUUUUCAAAAUGAAGCAGGAGCCGGUGAAGCCUGACGAGGCCAGGGACAUGGCCAAUCGCAUCAACGCUUUCGGUUAUCUUGAGUGUUCGGCCAAGACCAAGGAUGGUGUGCGGGAGGUGUUUGAGAUGGCCACAAGGGCGGCGCUGCAGGUCCGUAAGCGCAAGUCAAAUGGCAUCUGUGAGCUGCUGUGA